CAUGAAAGCAGCCGUACCCACCAUGGCCUUGAGUAAUGGACAUGGUUGCUCAAGCCCCUGCACUCACUGGCAGAGGCCUCACCACCACUCUGGUUCAUCUUUCACCUAUCGUACUCCAUCUUUCUCCACUUGUAGGUGAUGAUAAGUAUGGGCGGAAGAUCAUUGUUUUUAGUGCCUGUCGAAUGCCCCCUAGCCACCAGCUGGACCAUAGCAAGCUCUUGGGGUACUUGAAACACACACUGGACCAGUAUGUGGAGAGUGACUACACACUUCUGUACCUGCACCAUGGCCUGACCAGUGACAACAAGCCCUCCCUCAGCUGGCUACGGGAUGCCUACCGGGAGUUUGACCGCAAGUACAAGAAGAACAUCAAGGCGUUGUACAUCGUGCACCCAACCAUGUUCAUCAAAACCCUGCUCAUCCUCUUCAAGCCCCUCAUCAGUUUCAAGUUUGGACGGAAGAUCUUCUACGUGAAUUACCUGAGUGAGCUGAGUGAGCAUGUGAAGCUGGAGCAGUUGGGGAUCCCUCGCCAAGUGCUCAAGUAUGACGACUUCCUCAAAUCCACACAGAAGAGCCCUGCAACGGCUCCCAAGCCCAUGCCGCCACGCCCGCCCCUGCCAAAUCAGCAGUUUGGGGUCUCAUUGCAGCACCUCCAAGAGAAGUACCCAGCCCAGGAGCCCAUUCCUGUUGUGCUCAGGGAGACAGUUGCCUACUUGCAGGCUCACGCUCUCACCACUGAAGGCAUCUUUCGGAGGUCGGCCAACACCCAGGUUGUACGGGAAGUGCAGCAGAAAUACAACAUGGGGCUGCCGGUGGACUUUGACCAGUACAAUGACCUGCACCUGCCAGCAGUCAUCCUCAAGACCUUCCUUCGGGAGCUUCCUGAACCCUUGCUAACCUUUGACCUCUACCCCCACGUUGUGGGCUUCCUAAAUAUUGAUGAAAACCAGAGAGUGGAGAUGACACAGCAGGUUCUCCGAACUCUGCCAGAGGAAAACUAUCAGGUGCUUCGUUUCCUGACUGCCUUCCUGGUGCAGGUAUCUGCCCACUGUGACCAGAACAAGAUGACCAACACCAACCUAGCUGUAGUCUUCGGUCCUAACCUGCUGUGGGCCAAAGAUGCUGCCAUCACACUCAAGGCCAUUAACCCCAUCAACACCUUCACUAAAUUCCUCUUGGAUCAUCAAGGGGAAUUGUUCCCCAGCACAGAUGCCCAGGGGGUCUGAGCUCAGCCCCCACCUCCAGCCCCUUCUCUGGCAGCCCCAGCUGGACUUGUCAUCCUGCCAUAACCUUAUUGGAAUCCGGGGCUUCUGCUAGGAAGGGGCCCUGAAGCCCAGGAAUGAAAGUUGGAACCCAUUAACUGGGCAGCCCCUCCUCUCCCUCUGUCCAGCUCACAUCACGGCCCUGGAGGCCUCUGUUACUGGGACAUUUUCUCUGCCUUACACCUCUCACUGCCUCUCUGGGUGCUGGGCUUUCCUGAACUGGGCUUGGCUCUUCUAGGAUAGAGCCCCAGUAAACCCUUUCCUUUCCCCUGCUGAUUUCCCUGGCAACUGUAGAAGACUAAAUUACUACCGGCUGUGCUGGUAGCUGGGGCUGGUCCUCUCCUUUGGAUUGCUAGGAAGUAAGUGUUGGCCCAAGAGCAAGUUCCCUGUGCCUGCUCUCCCUACUAAUAGGGAUGACAAGACCAGCUUGUCACUUCUGCCUCCUAAGUCUCUUCCUUCCCAAGUGGUACUGCCCCGAGAGUGUCCCAUUUCCCCAUUUCUGCCACACUUGGCAUCUUGGAUAAUAAGACGCCGAAUCUGAGCAUCUGUUGAAAUAGUCUUGUCCACUCCCAGUGUCCAGUAGGAUCAGCGACCGCAGUCCCAGGCCUCCAUGCCUUCUUUCCCUUCUUUAGCCAAUGGCUAUGAUGAGUCUUUGUGGAGUGCAGUCACUCUGUUCCCUGUUCUGGCCAGAAAUUCCAGUGCCUCAGGAACCAAGGUGGCUCUCACCCCCUGCCUGG
Acomys russatus (golden spiny mouse) is the source of this 1999-nucleotide messenger RNA. Its product is annotated as rho GTPase-activating protein 1. Gene Ontology annotation, cellular component: cytoplasm. Lineage: Eukaryota; Metazoa; Chordata; Mammalia; Rodentia; Muridae. Gene Ontology annotation, molecular function: GTPase activator activity. Gene Ontology annotation, biological process: negative regulation of endocytic recycling; small GTPase-mediated signal transduction. The coding region runs from base 36 to 1226 and encodes 396 amino acids. The record is from RefSeq and is a predicted model, not a curated record. The transcript has 10 exons.